Molecule: messenger RNA, 3974 nt
Organism: Pelodiscus sinensis (Chinese soft-shelled turtle)
Lineage: Eukaryota; Metazoa; Chordata; Testudines; Trionychidae
Cellular component (GO): cytoplasm
Source: RefSeq, a predicted model, not a curated record
AGGUAACAGAGAACUGCUGGAGACUACUCAAUAUUCUGUGGACUGCUUUAAUGACACUGACCAGACCACUUGCACCCUGACCCGCCCAUCCAAUCCUGCACCAAAUAAAGUUGUCAGGAGUUUGGCCUGUAAAAAGACUGCAAAUAAGACACUUCAUUUGCGCUUAUGUUUUGGGGGUCUGAUCCUAGAGACUGACAUGAAUAGUGCAGUGGUCAGCGGGUGAGAGUGGAGUGAGGAUGUUUUGGACCUCUACAAAGAACACUUCUUCACAAGUGGAAAUGGUUCCCAAGAUUAAUAUUACAAGUGCUUAUCUUUUUCCACUAACUUUACCAUUUUUAUUGUAAACCCUUAUUUAAAAAAUACUGCGGUUUUCACUAUUGUGAGCAUUGGCUCCAAAUGCUGCAGACUCACUGCUGCAAAUUGUAGUCCUCUAGUAUGUCUGGACUAUUGUAGAAUAGCACAGCAGUCAGAAGAAAAAAAUUGCAACUGCUGUAAGGUAAGGUUGCCAGUUGUGGUUGGACUUAUUCCUGGAUAUUUCAUCACAUGAUUGUCUUUAAUUCAAAUAAUCUUUCAAUCCUGGAGAGUUGGCAACCCUGGCUGCAGUUUAUCUUAACACUGGGAGGGCUGCAAUGAAAUAGGAUUAUGAAUAAUGCAGCCUAGUGCUUGUGCUAUUUAUGCUGACAUUAAAAUCAGUUUAUUUUACUGUAUCUCUACAUUUCCAGGAGCAUUCCAUCAUUGUAAGCAAUCACGGAAAAGCAGCUGUAGGCACAAAGGGUUAAUAGUCACAGCAAGUAGGUUUCACUUUUGCUUUGGACUUGUGUUUUUACUUCCUGAUUCCAGCAGAGCAGUCAUUGUAACUUGAGCCCUGACUGACACACAAUGUGACCAUUUAAUUCUUUGCAUUGCCCUGGGGAAGCCAAUAACAGAUCAGAAGAAAAGACUCAACAAAGAUAAGAUAGCAACUUCCUCAUUGACAAUUCCAUAACCGGCUGGAAAUUUAUUGUAAGAGUACUCUGCCGUUGGGGCAGUCCUGCAAACCAUGAAGGAGCUUCGAGCAGCAGCAGCUGCCAAACAAGACAUUUUAAUGGACUACGUUGCAUACUAUGGCACGAAGUGGUCGGAAGGAAAACUUCUGAUAUGCAACGAGACAACGAUAAAAACAAGAGCUAAACACUUCCUGGAGUCUGGUGCCUGCCCUGCAGAGAGAUUUAGCAAGCUUAGUUUCUACAGCAUUGCAGAGAAUUGUUUACAGAUGAAAAAAGAACCAGGAGACAAUAUUUUCAAAAACCUCAUCAAAGCUUUGGAGUUUCUGGAGCUACUCUGCAUCAACCUGUUCCUCUCACCAUGGAGAAAAGAAAUAAAGUCGCUGAAGACAUUUACAGGUAAUUUUGUCUAUUGUGUUCAAUCUGUGCUCCCAGACAAUGUAGUGAAAACAAUACUGGAGAAAAUAGGUUACAUUGCAACAACAGCAACCGAGUUUUCACUUGUCAGGAAGAUAAAUGAAGAGGAAACAAAAGAGACUGCAUUUGAAAUAUUUCUUGCAAGAAUUGAGUGUGAAACCAUCCUUGAAAUGACAAAUGAAGCACAACACAGUGAUUUGGGGGAUAUCCUACAGAAGAGAGCACAAAUGCAAUGGUAUCAUGAAGAGAACGAAGACAGAGAGAGUCAACCCUUCCAGAGAGAGGACCCUGAAAAUCUGGGAAACAAAGAAAGUCAUGAGACUUCUUCAUGUCUUGGUGCUCAACAGAAGUCCUCAACUAACAGUGAGAAACCCUUUGAAAUGGAUAGAAAUAGUAAGAUCAAAGAUGAAUCCCAUUUUAAAUCUGCUGCUGCUCUGCCAUGGUUAGCUCAAUCCACUUACAAGCUUCAAGCAUACCCAAGGCAAGUCAGUGACUCUGCACAUUCUCAUGGCAAAUGCUCAGAGAGCGAAGAUUUCUUGAAUGAAUACAGUGACAUUGUCAUAGGACAAAAGCCCAUCUUCAGUGAGAAUUCUUCUCUGAAAGCGUUUGGAAAGAGGCUAAGAGACGGUCAGAGUGAAGAAUUUGUUUUGACGAACUCAACACCGUUGACAGGAAACGAAGCUGGCUCCACUCCACUCUCACCAGGGGCAAGCGGCCCACACGCCUUUGCAAUAUUUACCGAUGUUCCUUCUGAAAGCAGAAGUGCCCUUGAUAAAUACAGAGCCCAAGCGGUCUCUGAAGAAACCAUCGAAGCAAAAAUCAGUGAUGCCAUGAAUUGCAUAGGCAGCCCCACAAAUCCUGCAGAUCAACCCCAGCAGCUGAAACCCCUGUUACAUGGCAAUACAGUCGUUACAGAAUGUAAUUCAACAAAGGAAGACAAAGUCUGUGAAUUGUCUUCAUCUUUUAGCAAACUAAAAAUCCAGGAAGCUCACGAUGAAGAACUUAUGUAUCCAGUAGAGGAAACAACACAACCUGAGUCUAUAACGUAUGUAAAUACAAGCAAUAAAGACAUCCAAGAAUGUAAUCACUCCAAGAUGAAAAGCAUGUAUCUGGCAAGUGUUCAGCCAACAAGUAAAGCAACCUUCAAUGUUGGUCAGUCCUCCUCAAACCUACUUGGUAAUGCCAGUGAGGACCCUCAGGGUCCUACCACUGGCUCAGACAAGAGACCAUUAAUGGAUACACCUGUAACACAUGCAGCUUCAGACGGCUUCAAACACAUCAGAGAGCCACCUAAUCUCACUUACAUCCCUCCCAGAAGUAUUUAUGUUUCUCCUUCAGCCACUACCACCACCACAGUGGAUUGUAGGAAGACACACUUACAGCCUGAAGGAGGUUUGCUUGAGUCCUCUUCACCUACAGACAAAGGAAAGUUUGAGACUUUUACUUCGAAAGUGAAUGAAACUAACCAAGAGGACUAUGUAAUUGUCAACAAGGAUGAUUAAUAAAGAAUGCCAGGCCUGUAUAAUUCUGCUUUUGCUGUUGGUCUAUAACACGCAUGUAUUUCCAGGCUGGUCUUGGUCCUCUCUUGAGCAAAGAUUUGUCAUACCAAAGCACAUGGUGCUUUUGGGUAGUGAAGAAAAGGUCCAUUAGAGUCUCCUCUAUUUGUCUUCAGUGAUGACACUGAUACUCAGGUGCUCAGACCUGAAUGGUCACCUGUUCUUAAUUUGUGUUAAAAGUGUGGAUAAAGUUACAAAUGUAUUUCAUAUGAUGUUUAAAGUUAAGGCACUUCAGGCCCUGCUGUACUGGCUUCUGACUGGUUUCUCAAAUGCAUACACUGCCACUUUCUCUCUCAGACAAGUGAUUCUUGCAACAAGGCAGAAAAUUUCUUCAAAUAAUGCAAUUGUCUAAAAUGUUGUGCAAUGGGGAAAAUAGAUAAAUGGUUCCAAAUUAAGGUUCACUGUUUAUAACCUCUUCCAUGCUGCAUUAAAGUUAUGUUUGAAACUCAUCACAUUUCAGUAAAGUUAGCUUUUCAUCUAAUAUUCUUUUUCCUUGUUCAAUCCUAAAAUUGAUUUAAGAAGUUCGGUAAAAUUCUGUUUGGACAUUUGAAGAAAAUAACUUGAGAUAAAACACUCUGCUGAUCCAUCUUCAGAUGUAUUUUAGCAUUAGGAUAAUCCUGUAUGUCUUCUCAGUGUACUUGAUUCUAUGCAAUUCUAGGUUUUGAUACUUGCCUUUGUUACCACCAAAUAAUACCAAAAAAGUAUUUAUUGGUCUUAGGCCCCAGUUCUGAAAUUUGACUCUCACACAGACCUUUAUGUCUGUACAAAAUCUUGGUAAACUCAGUGGUGCUUGGCACAAGAAGAGGGACUUUCCUUCUGAAUAAGAUGGCUGGCUUGAGGCCUCAGUGAGGACUAGUGCCUUUAGCCAGUGAUAAAAAUUCUUUAUAAAUGAAGUUAUAACCAUUUGAAAACUACAUGUUUCUCUUGUGCUAUACAUAAAGGCUGCGUCUAGACUGGCAUGAUUUUAUGGAAAUACUUUUAAUGGAAAAGUUUUUCUGUUAAAAGUAUUUCCGCAAAA